This is a messenger RNA of Auanema sp. JU1783, 1140 nucleotides long. NCBI's taxonomy places the organism in Eukaryota, Metazoa, Nematoda, Chromadorea, Rhabditida, Rhabditidae. The record is from the annotation of a GenBank genome assembly.
AUGGUGCAACUAUGGGCUACAGUCAUUACUGGUUUCGAAGAAGUCGCUCAGCAGGAGAUCAAUAGAUUUGAUCCUAAUGCUCAAACAAGGAGGGGUGCUGUUUGUUUUUCCACAGACAUUUCGAAUAUUCCCGAGUGCUUGAAACUCCGGUCCAUCGACAAUUUGCAUGCCAUUUUAUAUUCGGAAGAAAUGAAAAACCUCCAGAGCAUGGAGAAUAGCGAAGCUUUGAGGCAAAUCAAGUUAACGACAAAAUAUGUAAAUUGGGCAGAGGGUAUUGAAUAUUGGCAGACUGCUUUCGGAGAAGAGAUUUCUGGGGGAUCCCAGGGACUAAUGGUAAAAAUGAAAACUUAUGAAGAAACUGGUGUGAAUACGGAAAUCACAGCAGACGUACCUACCUUCAGAGUAACAUGCAACAGAACAGGCGAAAAAGAGCUACAUCAAUUUUCAUCCAUGGAGGCAGCUCGAGUAAUGGGGGCUGAGCUGAAUAACAUGUUUGGUUGGAAACCAAAUAUGAAGAACUUCAACAUAGAAGUUAUUCUGAGCGUGCGAAAUGAGACCGUUACGGUUAUGAUAUCAUUGAAUGCAAAAUCCUUAUUUUGCCGUAACAUUAUCGCAUUUGGACCGACCACUAUGCGUUCCACCAUGUGCUUUUGUAUGGUGUCUCUUGUCCAACCCAAAAAAAAUAGAAUAAUCGUUGACCCUAUGUGUGGUGGAGGAUCGAUUCCCAUAGAAGGAGCCAUAGCGUUCCCUCAAUGCACUUUCAUAGCCGGAGACAAUCAUGAAAAGGCACUCGAGCGUUGUUAUGAAAAUGCAAAAGAUUCCAAAGCUCAAGUCUCUUUUUUAAGAUGGGACGCUAUGAAUUUACCUCUUCUCGACAAUAGUGUUGAUGCUAUUGUAACAGAUUUACCCUUCGGAAAGAAGAUCGGGUCAGUUAGUGAUAAUAGAGUUACUUAUCCAAAAUUACUUUUGGAAUGGCAUAGAGUUGUUCGAACAGGGGGGCGAAUAGUAGUCAUGACUCAUGAUAAGAGAAGUUUACAAAACUCUUUGCCUUCUUUGGGAGGAAAACUGAGAACCGUUCGCAGAUGUAUUUGUAAUCAGGGAGGCUUGACCACCCUUUGCUUUGUGUUCAAAACAUUGUAG